AAGCACUUGCAUAUAAAAUUCGAAAGAAAAUCCACACCAAAUUUGCUUGUCAGCUUCUCCUAUUUUCUCUUUCCCCAUCCCUGUACUAGAAAUAUUGGAAUCUCUAGCUUUUCAUUUCCCUCCACAGAUCUCUAAAAUUCCCUCUCACCAAGCAUCGAUAAUAUAAUUUUUCGAUCGCCUCUGUUAUCUGUAUCGCCCAAACAUCUCUUUUCUGUUCACUCUACUCCCUGGGCACUGAUCAAUAUAUUCGGUCGAUGAUUCUGGAACCUUCAUGAAUCUUGACGCAGGCCUCUCCCUCUUUAUGGGCCAGCACCCUUGCGAUGCCUGAGCUGCGUCGCAGACCACGCAGAGACCGGGCAUUAGAUAAUCCGAACCCAAGUCCGAUUGCAGCACUGGACAAGCCCUCGCCAAGAACUCGCCAGAGAAGAUCCACUGCGCAGAACAAGCCAAAUCGGAAGCAUAAGAACGCGAUCGCAGCUGAUGAAACAAAUAAUAAUCUAAACAAGAACGUCGGCGCCGUUCCUCUGACCGGGACAUUGAAAGGCGAGGAAGAAGGACAAGCGCCAGUCGCACCGUUAAGGGUUUUGAGACAGAAAGCUGGGAAAAAGGCCAUGGAUGAGUACGACAGCGGUGGUCGAAGCCCCGACAAGGCUCCGGCCGCUGAAGACGAGGGCAAUACAGCUCCCCUUCCUGAGAAGGUCCAGGUUGGUGGUUCUCCACCGUAUAGAGUCGAUAGAAAAUUAGGGAAAGGUGGAUUUGGACAGGUCUAUGUUGGCAGGCGUGCAGGAGCUACAAAUUGCAAUGAACGAACUGGGCCUGGAGCCGUUGAAGUAGCUUUAAAGUUCGAGCAUAGAAGUAGCAAAGGGUGUAAUUACGGUCCGCCAUACGAGUGGCAGGUUUACAAUGCAUUAGGUGGUAGUCACGGUGUUCCACGAGUUCAUUACAAGGGGCGUCAGGGUGACUACUAUGUUAUGGUCAUGGAUAUGCUCGGCCCUAGUCUAUGGGAUGUAUGGAAUAACAACUCGCACACGAUGUCUACAGAAAUGGUGGCAUGCAUUGCAAUUGAGGCUAUCUCCAUAUUAGAGAAGAUGCAUUCCAGAGGAUAUGUGCAUGGUGAUGUGAAACCUGAGAAUUUUCUGCUUGGUCCCCCUGGAACUCCGGAUGAGAAAAGGCUUUUUCUGGUUGACCUUGGAUUAGCAACCCGGUGGCGUGACCAUACGACUGGAGUUCAUGUUGAGUAUGAUCAACGACCAGAUGUAUUUAGGGGGACCGUACGUUAUGCUAGUGUGCAUGCUCAUCUUGGUAGAACAGGUAGCAGGAGAGAUGACUUGGAGUCUCUUGCUUACACUCUCAUCUUCCUUCUUCGUGGUCGAUUACCUUGGCAAGGAUAUCAGGGAGAGAAUAAAGGAUUUCUUGUCUGCAAGAAGAAGAUGGCCACUUCCCCUGAAACUUUAUGUUGCUUUUGUCCUCAACCUUUCCGGCAGUUUGUUGAGCAUGUGGUGAAUUUGAAGUUUGAUGAGGAACCUAACUAUGCGAAGUAUGUUUCCCUCUUUGAUGGUAUUGUUGGUCCAAAUCCGGACAUCAGGCCAAUAAAUACUGAUGGUGCUCAGAAGCUUAUAUGUCAGGUUGGCCAUAAGAGAGGGCGAUUGACCAUGGAAGAGGAUGAUGAUGAACAACCAAAAAAGAAGGUCAGAAUGGGAAUGCCAGCAACCCAAUGGAUCAGUGUUUAUAAUGCUCGCCGACCAAUGAAGCAAAGGUAUCAUUACAAUGUGGCUGAUAUGCGGCUGCCCCAACACAUAGAGAAAGGGAAUGAGGAUGGUUUGUUUAUCAGCAGUGUGGCUUCUUGUUCUAACCUUUGGGCACUUAUUAUGGAUGCUGGCACUGGUUUCAGUGCACAAGUUUAUGAACUUUCUCCUCACUUUCUUCACAAGGAAUGGAUUAUGGAGCAAUGGGAGAAGAAUUACUACAUUAGUGCAAUAGCAGGAGCUAAUAAUUGUAGUUCAUUGGUUGUAAUGUCCAAAGGGACCCAGUACUUACAGCAGUCAUAUAAAGUCAGUGAUUCAUUUCCGUUCAAGUGGAUCAAUAAAAAAUGGAGAGAAGGGUUUUACGUCACUAGCAUGGCCACUGCUGGGAGUAGAUGGGCAAUUGUCAUGUCCCGUGGUGCGGGAUUUUCAGACCAGGUUGUAGAACUUGAUUUCCUAUAUCCCAGUGAAGGUAUUCAUCGUAGGUGGGACAGUGGUUACCGCAUCACAUCAACUGCAGCAACUUGGGACCAAGCUGCCUUCGUUCUUAGUGUACCAAGAAGGAAACCAGCUGAUGAAACUCAAGAGACACUUCGGACUUCUGCUUUCCCUAGUACUCAUGUUAAGGAAAAAUGGGCAAAGAACCUGUACAUUGCAUCUAUUUGUUAUGGAAGAACAGUUUCAUGAGCUGCUGAGCUUUCUUGUUCCUGCUGACAUCUUUUUUACUUCUUGCAUGAUCCUGCUUAUCCUUUCAUCAGCCACUUGGGAUGAAAGACCAGACCCUCUAGACAAGUUUUUUGAACAAUGCAGUUCAGCCUUGAUGUAUGCUAAACCUUUCUUCAUGGUUGUCAUCACUUAUCAUUUGAUACAAUACUUGUGCACUUUAUGUCAACUGUGUCAACAUGCUUGUAGGCAAAUAUAGAUCGUGUCCAUUUGGAUAAGUCUUGAGAUAGAAAGUUUUGUAUAGAUUGAACAGAUAAUUACUGUUUCAAAGUCAUGUGCACAGGUCAGGCUUUUGUUUAUUGAAGAUAUUUUGCAUUUCGCAAAUGUGCAACUAUGAUUUUCCAGGGGAAACGGGAGACCUUCGACUUUGCAAUCUUGUAAUUAGAUCCUCUACCUUCUUCCCUCUUUUCACGUAAAGUAAUUAACGGCUUCUUGGGUAGACAUUGAACAUGGGAAGUUGUGUUCUGUGGCAGCAGUUUGUAAUUGAUCAGUUGUUCUUAUAACAUUAUCAUCUUGUAAUUGAUUUGUUAUUGUUAUCAAAACAUCUUAAUUGUCUGUUACACUAGUUAUGGCUGCUUACGUCUUGACGUGUUUGUUUUGUGGGUUGAUCUCAAGAAAUGCUACUUGGGGGGGGGGGUGUUCCGCAUUAAAUAAAGGAUGCAAUUUCCAGAUUUGUACUGAUUUUUCAUUUUUCAGUUACGAUAGAGUUUUGAUUCUUUGUACAGAAACUAGUCAGUGAGUCUGAAAAAGUUUUGUUUUGUCGGUCAAACAUUAUUUUUCCUACCUCUCUUGGAAGGUUAUGGCAUCUAAAUGUUUGAAUAUAUUAUAUAUAUAGCAUUGAGUUGUUUUUAGAAGAGGAGCUACUAGAUAAUCUGUUUAUCUUCUGGCAUUGAGAAAAAAAAUCUUCUUUCUGCAACCUUCCUGACUUUGACAGUUACACAUCUCCAUCUCCAUUGUUCUAAUUACUCUUUACUUCCAGUAUCCAAAAUCUGCUUUGGCUUCUGGCUAGUCCUUUAUGAUUUAGUGCAUAAUUUUGUUUGAUUAUUUUUCUAAUAUCAAGCAUGGCAAGAUUCACUUUUCAUUCUGACAAGAGGUUGGCUCCAUUGGAAGCUCAGUCAAGGUGACCAGAAGUAUCUUGUACCCCUGUGUGAUGACUCCUGUAAUACCUGAGAGUUCACUGGGCGUGAGGCAGGCCUAAUGGCAUUUCCCUCUGGUUUCUCACAUUUUGAUCCGAACAUUUUGCUUCAAACCAUAAUCAUGAUGCUGGACCAUUCUUACUCAUGGGGAAGCUUUGGAAGUUUAGUUUCUGAUUUAGUGGCUUCAGAUGACUGCAUGACUGCGCGACCAAGUUUGAAGAUGGUAUGCUCUGGCCUGAUCUGACUUUUGCAAGACCUCCUUGUAAGAGACAGUAUCAUAGUAAAAGAACCAAGGACGAGCUGGCAAUGCCCUGCUAACUUUUGCCGCUUAUUAUUAUUAUUUUUUCCCUGGGCAGUUCAGCCUAAAUUUUAUUUAGAUUUCAAUUGGACUCAAUUUAUGAAUGACUGCCAGAUUUUCCAAAAAAAAUGAGAAUUUCACGGAUAGUCUGAUACUGUCCGAGUGUUA
Prosopis cineraria is the source of this 4067-nucleotide messenger RNA. RefSeq names its product casein kinase 1-like protein HD16. The record is from RefSeq and is a predicted model, not a curated record. Gene Ontology annotation, molecular function: ATP binding; protein serine/threonine kinase activity. NCBI's taxonomy places the organism in Eukaryota, Viridiplantae, Streptophyta, Magnoliopsida, Fabales, Fabaceae. The transcript has 19 exons. Gene Ontology annotation, biological process: signal transduction; endocytosis; peptidyl-serine phosphorylation. Gene Ontology annotation, cellular component: nucleus; cytoplasm. Bases 321 to 2429 code for a protein of 702 amino acids.